This is a messenger RNA of Bombus huntii, 588 nucleotides long. RefSeq names its product prostatic spermine-binding protein-like. NCBI's taxonomy places the organism in Eukaryota, Metazoa, Arthropoda, Insecta, Hymenoptera, Apidae. The record is from RefSeq and is a predicted model, not a curated record. The transcript is spliced from 2 exons. Bases 1 to 588 code for a protein of 195 amino acids.
AUGGGUGACGCGGCGACCAAAGUGUUAAAACGAUAUUUAAAUAACGAUGACAUCGUUUCGCCCGGAGUUUAUUUAUCAUCACAUUAUGUACGUCCUAACGAUGUUGAUAACCACGAUGGCGAUCACGAUAUUGAUAACCACGAUGACGAUAACGAUGUUGAUAACGACGAUGACGAUAACGAUGUUGAUAGCCACGAUGAUGAUCACGAUGUUGAUAACCACGAUGACGAUAACGAUGUUGAUAACUACGAUGACGAUAACGAUGUUGAUAACCACGAUGACGAUAACGAUGUUGAUAGCCACGAUGACGAUAACGAUGUUGAUAGCCACGAUGACGAUAACGAUGUUGAUAACCACGAUGACGAUAACGAUGUUGAUAACCACGAUGACGAUAACGAUGUUGAUAACCACGAUGACGAUAACGAUGUUGAUAGCCACGAUGACGAUAACGAUGUUGAUAACCACGAUGACGAUAACGAUGUUGAUGACGAAGCAAAACAACAACGUGAUUCGAAUUGUCCUCUAGCUUUUGCGCCGCUUCGUUGGAAAGUUAUCAAAGGCGCGAAAAUUCGUACAGGAUGUGCGUAA